AUGUUUUCCUUGAAGAGGCUUCUCAUAGAGAGACCAGUUUCGGGGAUAACCAGCUCCAUUAAAUCAAUAAUUCAGAUCCGUACUGCCACAAAACGUGUCUCAGGUUCCAAGACCAGCAACAAGGAUUCCGCUGGUAGAAGAUUAGGACCAAAAGUACAUGAAGGACAUCCUGUGAAACCAGGUCAAAUCAUAAUGAGACAAAGGGGUACAAAGAUACAUCCAGGUGAGAAUGUUCGCAUUGGUGUUGAUCACACGAUAUAUGCAGUUGAGCCUGGGUUUGUUCGAUUUUAUUUUGAUCCAUUCCACCCAUUGAGAAAAUAUGUAGGAGUGGCAUUGAAGAAAGAUAUCAAGCUUCCUAAAGAGCAUUUUGCACCAAGAUUGAGAAGAUUUGGUUAUGUGCCUAUUGAAGACCCCGUUGCUGCUAAAAACGAAGAAUUGCAAAGAUCAAGAAAGGAAAUACUUAUUUUACCACAAUUGCAAAAAGCUCAGAAUAAGCAGUACCUGCUUCGAAAGAGAAGGAUCAACGAAAACAAAGCCAAAUUGGCAGAAACACAGUCGUUGGAGUUAACCGAGCAGGAAACAGAAAAGGCAGCUGAGAGAUUAUUCAAGGUUUCCCAGUUUGUUGAUCUUGGGAAAGAUUUGUCACAAGCACAACUCCAAGUCACUUAUGAUGAGCUUUACAAUAUUAGACUUCAGUACAGAAGAGGGGAACUCAAUGACGGUGAGUUUGAUUCUGCCAAAGCCAAAUACUUGGAAGUGGCAAAGAAAGUAGAUGGCUUAGCCGUUGCUCAAUGA
This is a messenger RNA of Lodderomyces parapsilosis, 795 nucleotides long. It is a transcript of the gene MRP7, whose product is annotated as mitochondrial 54S ribosomal protein bL27m. Gene Ontology annotation, molecular function: structural constituent of ribosome. The record is from RefSeq and is a predicted model, not a curated record. The transcript has a single exon. Gene Ontology annotation, cellular component: mitochondrial large ribosomal subunit; ribosome. Gene Ontology annotation, biological process: translation. NCBI's taxonomy places the organism in Eukaryota, Fungi, Ascomycota, Pichiomycetes, Serinales, Debaryomycetaceae. Bases 1 to 795 code for a protein of 264 amino acids.